This is a messenger RNA of Meloidogyne enterolobii, 253 nucleotides long. NCBI's taxonomy places the organism in Eukaryota, Metazoa, Nematoda, Chromadorea, Rhabditida, Meloidogynidae. The record is from the annotation of a GenBank genome assembly.
AUGGCACUUUGGAAGGAUAUUGGAAUCACCUACACUCGCUUUUCGCAAGUUGCUGCAGCAGCUCUGAGAAAUUGUAGAAAGGGAGCUGGAGUGGAGGCGAAAAAGGACACCCAACUGAAGAUCACACAGUGGGAUGCAGGCAAGGCACAGAAACAAGGCUAAUAGAGACAACAUUUUAAGAUGUUUGGACGAUAGAUUUGCGAUAUAUUGUUUUAAACAAAUGUUUUUAAUAUUAUUGAUAAAAUUAAGUGUU